AUGAAUCCGGAAGCCUUACCUUCGACCUGGUAUUCCAUUAGAUCUCAGUACGAAGAUCCCAGAAAGCACUCCGUGAUGUACACACUCUUCAUUGAAUACGGUUGGAGUGACGAUGACAAUGAUCUUUACCCGCAAUCAACCACCAGCUCCGAAGAUUUGCCUGCUAAAUCGCCGGACACACUCAAUUGGACUUUCGCAAUCGUACUUUACAUCGACAAUGCAGAAGACAUUCGCCAGUUGCCGUCCAACAUUCAGGACCCAAGUGUGUUAGAGCUGCCCAUGAGAUGGUACCGGGAAUGUAUGACGAGUCAUUCUGGCUGCGCGCCUUCGGAUCCAACUUUUCGAACAACACGCUCGAUUGAGAUGAACAAUGCGAACUCAGUCAAGCUAGUUAUCACUAAAAAUGAGGACGUUGACGGAUCAUGUGUAGCCUUCUCCUAUUGUUGGGGCAAAGCGAAGACCCUCAAAUUGGUCCAAGACAACCUGCUGCAGUUGCAAUCAUGGUUCAGCAAUUCAGAACUUCCCACAAGUCAUAAAGAAGCAUUCUUGAUAUGCAGGAAUUCCUCCGAGGACUGGCAAGACGAAGCGCUCGUUAUGAAAGACGUAUACAGAAACUCAACGAUGAGCUUGUGUGCAACAGCAGCGGCAGAAAACUCUGGAGCGAGCUUCCAGUCUAGAAAUAUCUCUCUUGUCGCUCCUCUGGUCUUGAACGAUUGGAUGGACGACGGCGAUCGCAAAAAACGCUGGUGCAUUAAUAACACCCAAGACAUGCUCAAUCAAGAAAUCAGAGAAUCACCACUUGUCUCCCCAGAGUACCUCUGA
Messenger RNA from Alternaria burnsii, 822 nucleotides. RefSeq lists its product as uncharacterized. Bases 1 to 822 code for a protein of 273 amino acids. Lineage: Eukaryota; Fungi; Ascomycota; Dothideomycetes; Pleosporales; Pleosporaceae. The record is from RefSeq and is a predicted model, not a curated record. The transcript has 3 exons.